This is a messenger RNA of Corticium candelabrum, 1276 nucleotides long. Its product is annotated as metal regulatory transcription factor 1-like. The record is from RefSeq and is a predicted model, not a curated record. Bases 92 to 1159 code for a protein of 355 amino acids. The transcript has a single exon. Gene Ontology annotation, molecular function: RNA polymerase II cis-regulatory region sequence-specific DNA binding; DNA-binding transcription factor activity, RNA polymerase II-specific. Lineage: Eukaryota; Metazoa; Porifera; Homoscleromorpha; Homosclerophorida; Plakinidae. Gene Ontology annotation, cellular component: nucleus. Gene Ontology annotation, biological process: regulation of transcription by RNA polymerase II.
GAGGCAGUGUGAGUCAGGGUCACACGGAAGUGUUGUGCUUGAUUCUAACGAUUCGAGCACACAAGGUUGUCUUUAAUCUGUUGCCGUCUCGAUGAAUGACGAUACAGGAAAACCUAUGUCGGACGGAGCCCCACCUGUUGUUGACGAGUCAUCAUCAUCUGUGUCUCGCUCGAAACCCCACGAAUGUACAUUUCAAGGCUGUAAUCGGAGCUACACUACAACAAGCAAUCUAAGAAACCACAUGAAGAAACACACCGGACAACUAAAAUUUCACUGCACGCACGAGGGAUGCGGCAAGUCUUUCCUCACUUCCUACGGCUACAAGACACAUCUGAGAGUACACACUGGAGAGAGACCGUUCUCGUGUGAUUACAACUCUUGUAGUAGGACUUUCAGUACUCUGUAUCGACUGAAAGCUCAUAAACGACUUCAUUCCGGAGAGACUUUUAAUUGUAAAUUUGAUGAUUGUGACAAAGUAUACACGACCAUGAGUGAUCUCAAGAGACACGAGAGGAAGCACUUGGACGAUCGACCGUAUCGAUGUGAAGAAGGAGGAUGCGACGAAAAGUUCAAGACCGACUAUCAGUUGCGAGAUCACCUACAGAAGUUGCAUAAUUCCAUUAAUGCUGCAGGCAAUGACAAGCCUUAUGUGUGUGUAAUAGUAGGGUGCAACGAGGUGUUUGCGACUAAUUACAGCCUUCGAGCUCAUGUUAAAGGGCAUGAACAUGUUCCCGAUCUGAAUGCACUAUUGCAUCACGAGUGUAGAGAGUCACACGGCAACGAUCACGGCAAAAAGAAUAGUCGUCUUGUUGAUGCUGCCGUUCAGACAGAUAUUUCUGGACUAACGAGCUCGUUUACUGUCAGUGUCAACUGCUUGUGUCCGAGCAGCUCUAAUAAUUCAUUGCUCCAGUCGUCUGAGAGUCAAGUUGUUAUGGAUCUAAAUGAUGGAUUGUCGUUACAGUCGAUGCUGGCCGAUCUCGGACAAGCAGCUGCAUCUUCUCUGUUUAGUCCAUUUGGUACUGAUAGAGUAGCAGAUAUAGUGAGUCCCACUACACCGAAAAUGAAUCUAAAUUUUACUGAUCCAAUCGCUGGACCUUUAGUUGGUGACUCUGUUAUUGGCGAUAUGUUUCUUGACUCACUUGGAAAUGGUAGCUUAUGACCAUAUGGGUUGUCGAUUUCCAGUAGUAUAAUUUAAUAUUGUAUGGGGACAAUGGGCCACAGAUAGUUAGUGUGGCUUUCUUGAUAAUUUUUUACUUAUUUUUGUGAAUAUGACACA